CGCCAUAUUGGGCAACCGAGAAAAGGGCUCGUCUUUUCUUGUUUUUUCCGUCGUCUUUUUUUUUUUUUUUUUUUUUUUUACUACACGGCAGCUUUGACAUCGGCGAGGUUUGCGGAGCGCAGUUUGGAUCGGGGGAGCCGCGGGCUUCGCAGCAGCCUGGAACCGGGCUUGCAAAAGGGGGCUUGGCUUUUCCCCAUCCUCCGCUCUCCCCGGUGUCCACUUGGUCUGCCCCAGGCUUUCUGGUGAAUAUCAGGGGUUCUCUCCCCCCGCCCUGUGUCUUAUGCAAGUGUUUGUUGUUGUCUCUUCUCGUGGAGCCGAGAUCGAGUGUAAAAAAAAGAAAAGAAAAGAAGAGGCAAGGAAGAAAAUAUUUGCACGUAGCGAAAGAGAAAAACAACCGCCGCCGCCAGAAGAAAGAGGGUGGGGGGGAAAUGUCAAACGUGCGUAUUUCGAAUGGGAGCCCGACCCUGGAGCGGAUGGAAGCCCGGCAGUCGGAGUAUCCCAAGCCUUCCGCUUGCAGGAACCUCUUUGGGCCCGUGAAUCACGAAGAGUUAAACAGGGACUUAAAGAAGCACCGCAAGGAGAUGGAAGAGGCAUGUCAAAGGAAGUGGAAUUUUGAUUUCCAGAAUCACAAGCCCCUGGCCGGCAGGUUAGAGUGGCAAGCCGUGGAGAAAGGGAGCUCGCCCGACUUCUACUUCAGACCCCCGAGGCCCCCCAAAGUCGCUUGCAAAUCUGCCACCCAGGAGAGUUUGGAUGUAAAUGGAAACUGCCCAACGGUGAUUGUAGUCGGUUCUCAGGGAAUCUCAGAGGACACUCACUCUGUAGAGCAAAAAACUGAUGUAUCUGAAAAUCAAACGGACUUAGCAGACCAGUGCACUGGGCAAAGAAAACGACCAACGACGGAUGAUUCUUCUCCUCAACCUAAAAGAGCCAACACAACAGAAGAAGAGGUUUCAGAAGAAUCCCCGAGUGCCAGUUCAGUGGAGCAAACACCCAAGAAAUCCAGCCCAAGAAGACGUCAAACGUAAACUGUUUAGAGUUAAGAAUAUGCAUUUCCUUGUUCAUCGGAUGCCUUGGUGGUUGAUGAAGGGAGGAAGAUGUAAAGUUAUAUAUAUAUAUAUAUAUAUAUAUAUAUAUAAAUUAAAAUACAUAUCGUUGAUUCUCCAUGGGAUGGAGAGCCUGUACAAGCACUGAAAAAAACAAAAAAAUAAACAAUAACACUAAAAUUUUAGGCACUCUUAAAAGACCUGCCUCUAAAAGCAUUGGAUGUAGCAUUGUGCAAUUAGGUUUUUCCUUAUUUGCUUCAUUGUACUACCUGUGUAUAUAGUUUUUACCUUAUGUAGCACAUAAACCUUUUUUGGGGGGGAGAGAGUGGGGAUGGAAAAGGGUGACCAAUUGAAACUUGCUUUCACAAUCUAGCAAGCAGGGAAAUUUAUGAAGAGAAGCAGUGUAGAGGUUUUCUUUAAAAAAAAAUAUUUAAAGAUGUAUUGUCUCUUUAAGUGGGGUCUACAAUGUCUUUUUUUUUUUUUAAUUAUACCAUAAUGCUAACACUGGCUACAGCAGACUGUUACAGACUGCUUGUGAAUUUCUACUUAUUACAUUAAGCUUAUGAGGUGAGAGCUCUGUUUCCGUUAUGUAGCAGCAAAAGGAUUUUUAUGUCCUGCAACUUCUUAAAUCUCUUAGGAUAAACCUAAAGAAUUUUAGAGUAGUUCCAUUGAUUCUAACUAUUACCCAUAACAUUGGCUGGAUAUUUUAAAAUGAAUCUGGAGAGUUCAUAUUCCAAAACAGAAUAUUGUUGAUUACUGAUGUUCAUGAGUGAGUGAAAAGGGACACUACAUCUUUAAACAGUAUUUCUACACUGCCUGUGUAUCUGUAUGUAAAAAUAAAAACAUAAAAGUUUGAAGUGUACCUGUGUACAUAACUCUGUAAAGACACUGAGAAAUUAUACUAACUUAUUUAUGUUAAAAGAUUUUUUUAAUCUAGAAGAUAUUUUUUCCCCAUAAAGCCAAAGUGGCAUGUUUUGUGCAUUUGUAAAUGCUCUAUUUGGUAGACUUUUAGGGUUUUUUUUUUUUGUUUCUGGUUUUUUUCUUUCUUUUUCUGUUAAUUAAUAUGGCUGUGCUGAAAGGAUUGCAGACUGAGCCAAGUUUAAUAUUUUUUUUGUAAUGCGUGAGAAAAAAUUGCCAAUUGAUAUUGUUUCACAUCAAGCAAUCAAUAAAGAAAACUGCCAUAUAUAUGAAA
Molecule: messenger RNA, 2235 nt
Organism: Mauremys mutica (yellowpond turtle)
Lineage: Eukaryota; Metazoa; Chordata; Testudines; Geoemydidae
Gene: CDKN1B
Product: cyclin dependent kinase inhibitor 1B
Exons: 3
Coding region: 429-1025 (198 amino acids)
Biological process (GO): regulation of cell cycle; negative regulation of cell population proliferation; G1/S transition of mitotic cell cycle
Cellular component (GO): nucleus; cytoplasm
Molecular function (GO): protein-folding chaperone binding; cyclin-dependent protein serine/threonine kinase inhibitor activity
Source: RefSeq, a predicted model, not a curated record